UGCGAUCCUUCGGCACCGAGGACCGGCCCACGGACAGACCUGCUCCUCCCAGAGAAGAGAUCUAUGAAUACAUUAUAUUUCGAGGGAGUGACAUCAAAGACAUCACUGUCUGUGAACCUCCAAAAGCUCAACAUACUCUGCCACAAGAUCCUGCCAUUGUCCAAUCUUCACUGGGCUCUGCCUCUACAUCAUCCUUUCAGCCACAUGUGCCUUACAGCCCGUUUAGAGGUAUGCCACCUUACAGCCAGCUUGCUGCCAGCUCUUUGCUUAGCCAGCAGUAUGCAGCUUCCUUAGGUUUAGAGAAAUUGGUAAGCCCUCCAGCAUCAGCAGCUGCUUCCAGCCCUAGUUCUUCUCCGUCUCCACAACCUGUUUCAGAGCCUGACAUGUCUUCAGAGCCCCAUCAGCUUUCUUCCAAGGGUGCUGGCUUUCCUUCUGUUCACCCAGUGCGCAAAAGCCCCAUGGUAGAACAGGCUGUUCAGACUGGCCCAGUUGACAGCCUGAAUUCCCAAAAGCUGCCACCAGUGAAGGUGACUCCAGGGAUUCAGCGCAGCGUGCGGCAGGUUCCCCCGGCCAACAGCAAGGCCAGUGAUACAGUUCAGCCAGCACCUGUGCAGACCCAAGGGCAGGUGAACGAUGAAAACAGAAGACCUCAGAGGAGAAGAUCAGGAAACAGGAGAACCAGAAACCGUUCUAGAGGACAAAACAGACCAACUACUGUGAAGGAAAAUACAAUAAAGUUUGAAGGUGACUUUGACUUUGAAAGUGCAAAUGCACAAUUCAACAGAGAGGAGCUGGAUAAAGAAUUCAAGAAGAAACUAAACUUUAAAGAUGACAAAGCAGAGACGGGGGAAGAAAAGGGAGACCCUGGAGUGGCAACCCAGAACAAUGAUGCUAAUGCAGAGGAGGACCUGCUGGGACCCAACUGCUAUUAUGAUAAAUCCAAGUCUUUCUUUGACAACAUUUCAUCAGAACUGAAGUCUAGGCGCACCACGUGGGCUGAGGAGAGGAAGCUCAACACGGAGACGUUUGGAGUGUCCGGGCGGUUCCUGCGCGGCCGCAGCUUCCGAGGGGGAUUUCGAGGUGGAAGGGGCAAUGGAGCAGCAAGGAGAAACCAACCUACCCACAGAGCUGGUACUGGCAGAGUGUAA
Molecule: messenger RNA, 1148 nt
Organism: Acanthisitta chloris (rifleman)
Lineage: Eukaryota; Metazoa; Chordata; Aves; Passeriformes; Acanthisittidae
Gene: LSM14B
Product: LSM14B, SCD6 homolog B (S. cerevisiae)
Exons: 8
Molecular function (GO): mRNA binding
Source: RefSeq, a predicted model, not a curated record